Morone saxatilis (striped sea-bass) is the source of this 1356-nucleotide messenger RNA. RefSeq names its product solute carrier family 13 member 1-like. NCBI's taxonomy places the organism in Eukaryota, Metazoa, Chordata, Actinopteri, Moronidae. Gene Ontology annotation, biological process: monoatomic anion transmembrane transport. Gene Ontology annotation, molecular function: sodium:sulfate symporter activity. Gene Ontology annotation, cellular component: membrane. The record is from RefSeq and is a predicted model, not a curated record.
AUGCUGAAGAGGCUGAGAAGAUUGCUGAACUAUCGCAACAACGCCCUGAUCGCUCUUACGCCGCUGCUGCUGCCUUCUCUUCCUCCUGUCAUUGGGACAAAGGAGGCAGAAUGUGCCUUUGUAAUGCUGCUGAUGGUGACGUUCUAGGUGACAGAGGUAAUUCAUCUGUCCAUGACCGCCAUGCUCCCCGUAAUUUUUUUCCCCAUGUUUGGCAUCAUGAAGUCCUCAGAUGUGGCGAAUGAGUACUUUAAAGACUUCCACUUCUUGCUGAGGCUCGUCACCAUGAACAAAGUUAUUUUUGCAGAAACUGACAGUCAUUUGAAAAAGCUGAAAGAAACUGUGGUGAGCAGAAAGCAUCCAGAUGUUCCUCAAGAGACCUUAAGCUGUGUUCAGAUACAGACAGUGUCACAGCCCGCUGCAGCUCAGGCUGCUGGAUGUCAGCCUGCAGCUCCCAGCAGGAGUAAACAGGACCUGAUGAUUUGUAAAACUAUGUGCAUCAGCGUUGUCUACUCCUCCAACAUAGGAGGCAUCAGCACGCUGCCCGCCACGUCGCCCAACCUCAUCUUCUCUGAGUACCUCAACCAGAUUUACCCAAACUGCAACUGCAUUAACCUCGGGAACUGGCUCCUGUUGUGCCUGCCGAUCAGUGUUAUCAUGCUGCUGCUGACACGGAUAUAGCUGUACUGGCUCUUCAUCAGCUCAGACUUCAUGUUCCUGUGGCGGUGUGAGGAGGUGCAGGCUGAGAGAGAGAAAGCCGCAAAAGAAGUGAUAGAAGAUGAGUACAGGUUGCAGGGACCCAUGAGUUCUCAGGAGCUCUUCACUGGGAUGGUUUUCCUGGUGAUGGUGUUGUUGUGGUAAUGUAAUUGCUUGUGCCACUUGGUUUGGCCUAAUUCCUCUGUUCUUCUUCUGAACGCCACCGUGGCUCUGCUGAUGGGUCUCCUCUUCUUCAUCGUACCUGCCUACGGGCCCUCCAGAAAAUAUGUAAAGAUGUGAGCAGGAUAUUUUUUGGAGUUCCAGGCCUCCGUGCCAUGGAAAGUGGCCCUGCUGGUUGGUGGAGGCUUCGCACGAGCUGAAGGGACAGAGGAUUCGGGCCUGUCAUUGUGGGUGGCCGAACUGCUGAUGCCUCUGGGUGAUCUGCCAGUCUUGGGCACGGUCACAGCCUCCUGCAUAAUCGUCACCAUGGUAACAAAGGUGGCCAGCAAUGCCGCCACCAUCACCAUCUUCCUCCCCAUCCUCUCUCCUCUGCAACAGGUUGCUCACCUGUGUGCUGGAGCGCGUGUCAGAGCGCGCGAGCUCUGUGCAGCAGCCAGUGGCGGCGGUCGCGCGCUGCCAUUCCAACAGUCGUCGCGGUUGUGA